Messenger RNA from Saccostrea cuccullata (small rock oyster), 1429 nucleotides. RefSeq lists its product as uncharacterized. The record is from RefSeq and is a predicted model, not a curated record. The transcript has a single exon. NCBI's taxonomy places the organism in Eukaryota, Metazoa, Mollusca, Bivalvia, Ostreida, Ostreidae. The coding region runs from base 27 to 665 and encodes 212 amino acids.
UAAUUAGCAUAUUUAAUCUAACUGGCAUGCAUCUGUUAAUUAAUAUUACAGGGUUCCCAAAACCAGGCAGAAUUACAGUUUGGAUUGUUGGCUCAUCAAUUAUAAAAAGGGCAUCCAUAGCAGCAAGAUUAAGACCGGGGGGAUGGAGCCUUGGGCUGAACCAAAGAGGGGUAGAUAUUUGGUGGCAAGGGUACGGGGGUUUAAAAUUUAUUGACCUAGUUCAGAAGGUUAGAUACUUGGCAACAUUAGAGGAUCCUCCAAGAUAUUUACUGAUUCAUUGUGGGGCCAAUGAUCUGGGUCAAAUUAAAUUGUCAAGAUUAUUGUACAGAAUUAAGUGGGACAUCCAAUUACUGUCAAGUAUCUUCACCAACACUACUCUCGUUUGGUCUUUUCUCCUCCCCCGCAUUUCAUGGAGACACUCGAGUAACAUUAGAGCAAUGGAGCAGGCAAGGGAUAGGUUAAACAGAUGGGCAGCAAAACAGGUAUUUCAAUAUGGGGGGAGAAUUAUCAUGCAUUCCCAAUUUGUAGGUAAACCUGUACAAUUGUAUCACUCAGACGGAACUCAUUUGUCAGAGUUAGGGAAUUACAUUUUCCUCAACAACAUUCAAGGGGCCCUGGAGUAUUUUGCCAGUGGGGGUAAAAGCAAAGAAUUUCCUUGUAAAUAAUUAUCAAAGUUUUUGGCAGAGGCACAGUGGUCAUCUUGAAGGUUCCUAUACCAUGUGGCGGUGGGCAACCUGAUUGUAUGUCUGCUAACGCACACAUUCAUCAGGUGCCCAUGUGGCCAUAUCGUCACCUUCAAGCUGGAUGUAGAUAUAUGAUGUUGACUGUUGAUACGUUGAUGUUGAUUUAGUUGAUUUAGUAAUUUUUCAUAUAGACAGUUUAAAGUAAAGAGUUGUAUAUUAAAUGAUAUGUUGAUGUGUCGAUAGCAUGAUUGUGAUCAACCCAGCAUGCUACUUGCCAUUUCGGACGACACAUAAUAUGUUGUUGUAGGGGGUGAGCCCUGUUGUCUGGCGACCCCAAAGUUGAUGUUGUAAAUUCAUUUAUAUGACCACUGUGGCCAAUAUAUGCCAUACAAUAAACUAUAAACUUAAAAAAUGUGUUUUUAAUUCUAGAAAUUCAUAAGUAUGCUACAAAUGCAAGGAAUUAGUCUUGUGUAUUGAAUUGUGGGGGCCUGGGUAGGAUAAGUCAUUAUUGUCUUUGAUAAUUGCACAUAUUUCAGCUUGUCUGUAAAUAUGUGCCGUUAUCAAAGCUCUCCUCUUUAUAAUUAGCAUUAAACUAUAUUAAUUUGGAUUUAUGUAUUGUUUAGAUUUAAAAUUGGUUUGUGUGGUUGAUAAUUGUGUAGAUCAAUCUGUUGUGUAAUCCGGAAACUUGGACCGGGAUUUUAUAUGCAUCUCGCGCAUCACUCUGAAUUUACAGCAUCCCCACUUCC